GGGAAGGGGAAGGGGGGAGGUGGGUGGUGGUGGUGGUUGUAGGGAGGCGUGGGAGGUUGCGGAGGGGGCGGAGAGCGGGUUCGUUGCGGUCGUUGAUGAGCUGGUGGACGAUUUCCGGUCGUGUUUUGCCGAAAAUAUUCUCAGCAUCACAGUGGCACUAUACACAAUACUCGGCCUGGUGUGGCAACAAUGGAAAAUACAGCACAAGAUUGCUCACUGCCGACUGGAAUGCCCAGAUAAUCUGGAAGAUGCGAAUGGAGCUGGCCUACCAGUGGGAGAUUGUCAUCGAGGAGAUCGACGCCCUCUUCAACACUCUCCUGGCCGCCAUCGAAGAGCAGUUUGACGCGGUUGAGUACGCCUUCUCGAAUGCACCCAUGGCUCAACAGAUCCGCCAUCAACUGUUAAGCGGGUUCCGCCCAAGACUCGAGGGUUGCAAAUACGCAGUGACUCGAGCCAAGGAGGAAUUCGCCCACGAAGUGACCAUCCUCCGGCGCUACCUAUCCGAGUCCGGCCCCGGGUCCUUCAUCCUAGAUGCCAUGAUCCCCGCGUACCGAACCGCCAGCAAGAUAUAUGGUAUGACGCCCACCCCUGUCUGGGCACUCACAACCACCCUAACCACACACCAGGAACCGGAAAGAAGGCGAAUCAGAGAAACGUCGUUGAAGGCCGGAUCGGCGACGGAGUCCUCUUCCCCAGCGCUGCCAUCGCCCUCCAGGCGCGCAUGGACGUGCUUCUUGAGAAUCGGCGGGCGAUUUUGAAGGGGAUAUUGACGCAGCUCCAUGGCAAUAUCAUGCGGGAUAUCGGAUUUGCGUUAGCCUCCGACUCGCGAGCGCAACGGGACGAUGGUCUGCGGGCUGCGGAUAGGGAUGAGUUGCAGGAGGCGCUGAAGAGAGUUGGGGCGUUGAAGGCCCGGGCGGAGAAUGUGCGUAGGGCUGUUGAGUGAGGGGGGCG
Molecule: messenger RNA, 951 nt
Organism: Chaetomium fimeti
Lineage: Eukaryota; Fungi; Ascomycota; Sordariomycetes; Sordariales; Chaetomiaceae
Exons: 5
Coding region: 96-758 (220 amino acids)
Source: RefSeq, a predicted model, not a curated record